This is a messenger RNA of Asparagus officinalis (garden asparagus), 1254 nucleotides long. Its product is annotated as transmembrane protein 147. The record is from RefSeq and is a predicted model, not a curated record. NCBI's taxonomy places the organism in Eukaryota, Viridiplantae, Streptophyta, Magnoliopsida, Asparagales, Asparagaceae. The transcript is spliced from 7 exons. The coding region runs from base 96 to 782 and encodes 228 amino acids.
AUCGGAGCAGAACCAUCUUGGACCUCAUCAAGAAAGUCCGUUGUUUGUUUCUACAUACAAAAGAGGGGAGCGGUGAGUGACGGCGACGGAGAAAGAUGACGGUGUUCCACUUCUUCAACUGCGCGAUCCUCACCUUUGGUCCUCACGCCGUUUACUACUCCGCUACUCCUUUAUCGGAGUAUGAUACUGUUGGCACUUCUAUUAAAGCUGCUCUUGUUUAUCUUGGAACUGCAUUAGUGAAGCUUAUAUGCCUAGCAACUUUCCUCAAGGAACCUGAGACUGACAGCUUUGAUCCAUAUCAGGAAUUGUUGAGAGCGCUUAUUGGGUUUGUAGACGUUGCUGGACUUUAUUUUGCAUUGACACAGUUGACUCACAGAAACAUCUCUCAGAAUCACAAAUUCCAAGCUGUUGGACUCGGUUGGGCUUUUGCAGAUUCUGUUCUGCAUAGACUGGCACCUCUAUGGAUAGGAGCUAGAGGGUUGGAAUUUACAUGGGAAUAUAUAUUGCAAGGCCUUGAAGCAAAUGCAAAUCUGGUGUUUAAUUUAUCUCUUGCUGCACUAGGAUCCUUGAUGUGGCUAAGGAAGAACAAGCCAAAGACUUUGAUUCCGAUUAUUUACGCAUGUGCUGGGAUUCUUGCAACAAUGCCGUCAAUCGUUAGUUACCUGAGAAGAUCCAUGGGGUGGCAAUCCCCCAAGGUGGUGGGUUUCGAACUAUUCUCUUCCUUGAUUAUGGCCUUUAUCAGUUUGCAGCUCUUCUCUGCAUGCCAGAGGCCAUCUUCAUGAAGGAUGCAAACUACAGAGUUAAUUAAUUCAGGAACGAGAGAUGUUGCCCAGUUCACGCUUCUUCAGGCUCAUUCAUUUGGUGAUAAUGUACUAAUGCAGCCUGAUUAGUGCAUUAGACAAUUUGCCACUUGCUACUCCCUGAUUCUACUAUAGCACUCUCACGGUUUUGGACAACCUAUUAAUGUAAUUUUAGUAAAACGAAACUUUAGUCCAAGUAUUUAUAUUAGAUGGUUAGCAAAUGGAACUCUUUAGAGAGUAGUUUUCUUUGUUUGAUUUGGUCCAGGGUCGGAGAGCUUUGUGGUAGUGAAAUAAAUUGUCUAUCAAAAAGGAUUCACUAGGGUAGAGCACGUUGAUGGUAAUUUCUACAUUUUUGGCUUUGUUGCUGACAACUAUUUUUCUAUGCCAUUGGGAAGCAAUGAGAUUCUGCAGCUUAAAUUGUGCUCAUGUACGUACCACAACAAAUUAUGAUCAA